This is a messenger RNA of Drosophila persimilis, 944 nucleotides long. RefSeq lists its product as uncharacterized. Gene Ontology annotation, molecular function: acyltransferase activity, transferring groups other than amino-acyl groups. The transcript is spliced from 4 exons. The coding region runs from base 16 to 873 and encodes 285 amino acids. NCBI's taxonomy places the organism in Eukaryota, Metazoa, Arthropoda, Insecta, Diptera, Drosophilidae. The record is from RefSeq and is a predicted model, not a curated record.
UGGAUAGUCGGGAAAAUGGUGUCCCUCCAGAAGGCGGGCCUCCAGGACCUGGAGCACCUGCAGAAACUUUACGCAUGCGACCUCUCCAAGUAUUGUACAGAGUUCCAGUGUCUGGACAGUUUCAUUGGUCUCUAUACGACUCGGUUGCAUCUCAAGAAUGUGGAAGUUUUCACCCUGCCGGACCAAGAACUUGGGCUGUUUGUGAUUGUGGAUCGCUAUCAGAUCUUCGUCGGUUGUUUGGAUACUGAGAACUCGGAGCAACUGUUGGAGCAGGCCCUACACCAGCUGGACUGGUGGGGAGGCAUGCAAUGUUCCUCCAUACGCAGCAGAUAUGGUGCGGCUGUCGCCCGAGUCGUAAAAAGCAAAGUGCCGCCAUUGAAGUUCGAUCUGGAAAAUAAUUUGUACUUUCUUCCAAAGGAAGAGGCUUUGGAGUUGGACGUGGAAGUUCCCUGUGGGUUCUAUUUGAAAGCAUUGUCGCAGCAGGACGCUCACGUGAUAGACAGCUCCUGGGAAUGGAGUCAUUCGGGUUCGUUCUUUUUUAUUGAACGUCAAAUUCUCACGAGCAUCUGCGUGGGCCUGUACCAGGAAGAUAACCAAGAGCUGGUUGCUUGGUGUAUAAGAGCACAAGAUGGAUUUCUGGCUGCCCUCCAGGUCAAAGAUUCGCACCAACGUCGCGGCUUUGGGGCUGUGGUGGUGAAAGAGUAUUCCAGACGAGUUGCCCUGCUGGAUUAUGAUGUUAUAGCCGAAGUUUAUCCGGGAAACAAGGCUUCUUCAGGCUUGUUUCGCAAAUUGGGCUUCAAGGUCAUCGAUCAGUGCCGUUGGCUGGCGACAGUGCCUUCCCAAGGCGACUUCACCUGGCCAGAUGGAGAAUGAUAAUAAUUAUUGAUAAGAACUGCAAUUAGAAUAUUAUAAGAUUACAAUACAACAUCUGUUCUUGGCAACUA